GAAAACAACACUGUCUUUUCUAUUGAAGGCAAGGGCUUGAAGCUCAAUACUGCUGAAGAUGUCAAGCUAUUCUGUGAUACAAUCUCGCGCAUGGACAACCUUCAAAAGAUCAUCCUCAGUGGAAACACAAUUGGUGUCGAGGCCGGUAAAGCACUUGCUGCUGCAUUGAGCACCAGAAAGACCUUAAAGGUUGCCAUUCUCUCUGAUAUUUUCACCGGCCGUCUAUUGUCUGAAAUUCCUGCCGUUCUUAAGGCCUUGUGUGAUGCUCUUGAAAAGACCCAGUUGACUGAACUUGAUCUUUCAGACAACGCGUUUGGUCCUGCUGGUGCCGAACCAUUGAUCGAAUUUAUCGCUCACUCCAAAACCCUUCAAACCUUGCGUCUCAACAACAACGGCCUUGGAAUUGGCGGCGGAUUGAUGAUCGCCCGAGCUCUCCAGGCUUCAGCUGAUCAAGCUCGUCUCGAAAACCGCCCUUCUUCCCUUCGCACAAUCAUCUGUGGUCGCAACCGUCUCGAGAACGGAUCUUCUCAGGCACUCGCAAAUGCCUUUGCCGCACACGCCACUCUUGAGACCGUUCGUAUGCCCCAGAACGGAAUCCGUCCUGAAGGAAUCGAGAUUCUGAUGGGUGGACUUGUCCAGUGCAAGAACUUGCGCCAUCUGGAUCUCCAGGACAACACAUUUACUGCAAAGGGAAGUCGUGCCCUGGCAUCAGCCUUGGUUGAAUGGCCUCUUUUAGAGGUACUCAACGUCGGUGAUUGUUUGCUGUCAAAGAAAGGUGGUUUGGAAGUCGCUACUUCUCUCAACCGCGGUAACAACACCGGCCUGACCCACCUCCACCUCCAAUACAACGAGAUCCAAGCCAAUGCAAUCGAAGUCCUUGCCAAGGCUAUCCGAUCCCAUCUCAAGGACCUUGUUCACCUCGAACUCAACGGUAACCGAUUCGAUGCAGAAGAAAAGGAAUUAGAAACUCUUGUCGAGGCUCUCAAGGAGUGGGACCACGAAGAGGCCCUGGAUGAGUUGGAUGAUAUGGAGGAACUUGACAGUGACGACGAAGAGGAGGAUGAUUCUGAGGAUGAGUUGGUUGAAGAGGCAGAAAAGGCCGAAGACUCUGAACCUGCUGUCAAGGGAGAUGACAAGAAGGAAGAAGAAGAUUUGGUAAAGAAGUUGGAAAAGACCCACAUC
Phycomyces blakesleeanus NRRL 1555(-) is the source of this 1182-nucleotide messenger RNA. RefSeq lists its product as hypothetical. NCBI's taxonomy places the organism in Eukaryota, Fungi, Mucoromycota, Mucoromycetes, Mucorales, Phycomycetaceae. Gene Ontology annotation, biological process: activation of GTPase activity; nucleocytoplasmic transport. Gene Ontology annotation, cellular component: cytosol; nucleus; perinuclear region of cytoplasm. Gene Ontology annotation, molecular function: small GTPase binding; GTPase activator activity. The record is from RefSeq and is a predicted model, not a curated record. The annotation marks the transcript as partial. The transcript has 2 exons.